This is a messenger RNA of Coregonus clupeaformis (lake whitefish), 1615 nucleotides long. RefSeq names its product mesenteric estrogen-dependent adipogenesis protein. Bases 129 to 770 code for a protein of 213 amino acids. The transcript has 5 exons. Lineage: Eukaryota; Metazoa; Chordata; Actinopteri; Salmoniformes; Salmonidae. Gene Ontology annotation, cellular component: cytoplasm. The record is from RefSeq and is a predicted model, not a curated record.
GAGACGUUCUGUUCCAAUGAGAGUUCAUCUGGGGUUAUAAGACGUUCAUUUCCUCAUCACGUGAUCUGGAAUCACAGCUGAAAAACAGACAGCGCGCGAGACAGAGAAGUCCAUAUAACUCCAAAGACAUGACGGUCAUAGAUGUCUCCCGCUGUACGAUGGAAGUUAUAGAAGUUGAGGAAUUCUUACGGAACCCUCCGCCCGGUUUCACGGUAGAGGCUGGCUACCGAUUCGUGAAAAGCGAUCCUGAAAACUGCUGCGUGUUCAUCGAUGACUUUGAGUUAUCCAGAGUAGGAAAAGUAGUCUUCCAGCACUCGCCAGGAAAGAAAAUCACAGUGCGCAAUUUGGGAGAUUACACUCGCUUCAGGAAGAGCCUAACCUCAAAAAAGAUAUAUAUACUGGUGUCUGCAUGUGAAAGUAAACUUUCAUCGACAGAUAAGAAAUCUCCCAAAAACCUCAAAGUGCUCCAGCGGUAUGUGGUGGCCAUUGAUGGCCGUAACGCUCUGAUCAAGUGGGAGAUGGAGAGAGGCCUGGACAGGACUAUCUCCUCUGUGGCUGGGGAGAGCUACAGGGUCGAUAUUGACCUGGGUGAUGCAUUGCGUGGCUGGGCAGGUGAGAGUUUCUGUCUCCUAGGCGACAGAGAGAAGGUCACGCCCGUGUGGAGGGAUACCUGCUUCACCCUGAAAUAUUACUCUGAUGCCCUCUUCGACUUCCCACACUGGCUCGGCUUCAGUAAACGCCAUUUCAAGAUCUCCUACCAUGGAAUAUGAGACCUUAGCAAUAAUCAAUAAUAGCUAUUUGAUGGGCAAGAAGACUGGACAUAGGCCAAAGAUGAGCUAUUAUAUUGACAAGAUAGCCGAGUGACCGCUCAAACAAUGCAAAUACAUGUCUUCAAUGCUUGAAGGCAAGUGAGGUCAGGAGGGACCAUUCUAGCCAAUGAGAGGGCAGAUACACGUGUGAACAACAGGCACAACCAAGUUGCCGGAAUGCCACCUGCAUCCAUUUAUAUCAGUACAUUUGUAACAGUCUAAAAAUUACAAACUUCUAUUUGAAUCAAAUUAGCCCCAUGUAAUUCAACACUCUCUCAUAGACCUCCAUACAAAAAUGGUCUUAUCUCACACGGAUAUAUUUUGGGCGGAGUAAAUCCUCUCGCUUCGCCUCUUCCCCUCAACCUAGGCCCAUGUUUCAGCGGACAGCGACUCCUGUUAGUUGAAGUGAGACGCUGUCUGCUAUGCAGGAUUCCACCACUGGGAGGAUCUGUUUAUCAGCAGACUGGAUCAUCUCGUUUAGUGUAGGACAUGGGAUGGUCAGUUUAAUGCUGCUGCUUUGAUUUGAGAAUUUACCCCUCUGCUGCACUGUUAUGUUAAUGGGAAGACUGAGUAAGCCAGUCGGCAUGAAACUAUUGUAAGAAUAGCCCAAAAGACUUACAAUAAGUUGUUUUAAGAAGUUCAUAUAUAUACAGCGCCUUCAGAAAGUAUUCACUCCCCUUGACUUUUCCCACAUGUUGUUGUGUUACAGCCUGAAUUUUUGUACAUUGAUAAAAUAGAGAUUAUUUUUGUUACUGGCCUACACACAAUACACCAUAAUGACAAAGUGGAAUUAUGUUUUUCCCCCC